Molecule: messenger RNA, 1642 nt
Organism: Macrosteles quadrilineatus (aster leafhopper)
Lineage: Eukaryota; Metazoa; Arthropoda; Insecta; Hemiptera; Cicadellidae
Product: 4-hydroxyphenylpyruvate dioxygenase
Exons: 13
Coding region: 88-1230 (380 amino acids)
Biological process (GO): L-tyrosine catabolic process
Cellular component (GO): Golgi membrane; endoplasmic reticulum membrane
Molecular function (GO): 4-hydroxyphenylpyruvate dioxygenase activity
Source: RefSeq, a predicted model, not a curated record
GACAUCAGCUGAUUAUGUAUUCCAAUUCCAGGACUUAAGAGAGAGAAGUUAGUGUGAAAGAAGCUGUCAAAGAGUCCAGAGGUGGAAAUGACAACAUACACAGACAAAGGCCCGAAGCCCCAAGGAGGAAAGUUCCUCAACUUUGACCACCUAACAUUUUGGGUUGGAAAUGCAAAGCAGGCUGCUAGUUACUACUGCACUCGUCUGGGGUUUGAACCCUUGGCGUACAAAGGUCUGGAGACAGGCUGCAGAAGAUUUGCAGCUCAUGCAGUGAAGCAAAACAAGAUUGUGUUCGUCCUCAUGUCAGCCUAUGAGCCUGAUGAUCCUGAGAUGGGACCUCACCUAGUCACUCAUGGAGAUGGAGUCAAAGAUGUCGCUUUCCAAGUCGAGGAUCUUGAUACUAUUGUUGAGGUAGCUAAAGCGAGAGGAGCCAAAUUAAUAAAGGAUAUUUCGGAAGAAUCUGAUGAAAAUGGCACCGUACGAUUGGCACAGAUUCAAACAUUUGGCGACACGACCCACACGUUGGUAGACCGUUCUCAGUAUUCUGGCAUUUUCCUACCAGGUUUCAGAUCCUCAGUACAAGACCACCUUUUAAAUAAACUGCCACCUGGUAAACUGAAUUUCAUAGACCACGUCGUUGGAAAUCAACCCGACCACUCCAUGGAAUCUGUGGCUGAAUGGUAUGAAAAUAACCUUGAGUUCCAUAGGUUCUGGUCUGUAGAUGACUCCCAGCUCCACACUGACUACUCUGCACUCAGGUCUAUUGUUAUGACCAACUGGGAUGAGACUGUAAAGAUACCAAUAAACGAGCCAGCAGAGGGAAAGAAAAAGAGUCAGAUUGCAGAGUAUGUCGACUAUUAUGGAGGUGCUGGAGUGCAACAUAUAGCUCUCAACACCGAUGACAUCAUCUCGGCGAUUACAAAUCUCAAGUUCCGAGGACAGGAAUUUCUUCAAGUGCCAGACACUUAUUAUGACAUGCUUAGAGAAAGGUUGAAGGCAGACAAAGUAAACAUCAUUGAAGAUAUUGACAAAUUGCAGGAAUUGAAAAUUCUCAUUGACUAUGACGAGAACGGCUACCUGUUACAGCUGUUCACAAAGAACAUGCAAGACAGACCAACAUUGUUUUUAGAAGUAAUCCAGCGUCACAAUCACAAUGGAUUUGGAGCAGGAAACUUCAAAGCUCUUUUUGAAGCAAUUGAAGCAGAGCAGGCACAGAGAGGAAAUUUGUAAACACUUCAAGUGGCUAUGUAUAUUUAAGUUCUCAGUGUUAUCCCUAUCAUUCAAAAAAUUCGUAAUGUAAACUUUUUAAUAUCUUAAAUAUUAAACUAAAUAAGUUUUUUGGAAUGGAAUAUGAUGUUAUUGUUCACUUCAAUGAGACAUUGGUUGAAUAAAAUCUAAAUGUUUUACAUCUCACAAAACCACAUACAGAUUUUGCAAGUCUUAGUCAUGUGAAUGUCUUUUUAAAGUGUUCAAUAAUAACAUUGAGAUAAAAUACAUAAAAAAGGUUGACUCUUUUAGCUCAGAAACCUAUACAAAUGUUAUUCAAAAUGCAUAUUUAGGAUACGUACAUUUACUGUUUUAAAUUGUUUCUAAUAAUUUAAAAUAAAUCAUCAAUAUUUUCACUAGUAUUUAGAUAGGUAUU